Molecule: messenger RNA, 7186 nt
Organism: Schistosoma rodhaini
Lineage: Eukaryota; Metazoa; Platyhelminthes; Trematoda; Strigeidida; Schistosomatidae
Source: the annotation of a GenBank genome assembly
CACCAAUGAAAGUUUGUUUGGUAUCAUUUUCCUUAUUCCCUUCCUUAACAUUCCCUAUUUCCUGACUUCCCACUAGGAGGAUUAUGAGUGUUUCAUAAAUGUUUGUUAUGUUGUAUAUAUUUUGAUUUUAUAAACGCCGCAUAUUUUAGUAGACACAAUGAAUGAACUUUUUAAAAAUUUGUCUACACUUAUCAAGUAACCUGAGAACAAUCCUUUUGGUAGUUAGUUUAUGGUUGUGUCAUUGGAUUAUUUUUAUUCAACAUGAAAACAAACAGGGACGACUGAAUUUACUCAUCAGUUCCUACUGGUGGUCCAAUCAUAAUCACGGACACGUGAACAACUAAAUUACCCGUUCUCUUGUACACAAACGAAUAGACCCAUAUACGUGUGUAUACAUACGUUGUACAUAAUAUGUACACCCCUUGCAAGUCAAAACCCCACCACUCAAAUAUUCUAACUAGUGAAUUUAACAGAGAUAGGUUAUAAUAUCCAGUGGAAGAAUACAAAUAUUUGCCCAUCAAAAAAUUUUUAACCGAAAAAUAUAGAAAGCUAUUCAGUUAUUUAUUUAUUGAGUGGGUGGAAAUACAUCAUUGUUAUUAACACGUUUCAUGUUAUUUCAUCUUUGAUUAUUACCAACCAUCAUCGUAGCCAUUCGUCUUGUAACAACGUGCAGAAACUCAUUUGGGAUACUUUUUUCUUUAAAAAAAUACAACUAUCAUCAAUCAUUUUUCACAGACGAUAAUUCAAACUUGUCAAAAUGAUAUUUACGUAUUUCCUAUUUCCUUCCUUUGAAUAGAAAGAUAAUUUAUCAUUCUGUAUGCAUAAAUACAUACAAAUAUACACGUACACAUAAAUACAUAUACACACUUACUGAUUGUAGACAGACAAACAUCUGAAGGUAGUAACGAUAUUCGCCUUAUUAUAUCUUUUUGUUUUAAUGAAAAAGAAAACGACUUAUACUUUCUUGUAUAGAUAGAUUAUUCUUCAACAUUUUGACAUGAGUUCAUUGUUACACUGACAUAUUUUUAUCAUAUUGGAAGAAUUCAUGUGGAUCAUUUUCAGUUAAAUUAUAUACUAUAUAUGUAUGUAUAUAUCUAUAUAAAUAAGGGCUAUCAUCAUUAUUGAUUUUUGUUAACGUUACAAUAAUUUCUAAAAAUUACUGAUAUUCUCAUCCCAUGAGUUCGAAGUAGUUUGUUAGAAAUUUAAUAAUAAGAUUAUUAUCACUACUAGUAUACUACCCUCAAUUAUUAGCAAGUGACAUUAAAUAUAUAUAUCAAUCGUUUCAUCAGGUAAAUACUAAAAAAAAAUUACAAUCAACAGUAAUUGGAAUAUUGAAAUUUGAACACAAAUUUAAACGAUACAAUAUUAUUUACAAUUUGGUGCUUGGAAUUUUUGUUAUUAUUCAAAAGUUGAUCAAUUCAACCAAUCUAAAGUGUAUUAUAUAUAAGAAAAUCACAAAUACAACUACAAACAAUAAUUUGUGGUAGUUUUGCAUAUAUGAAUAUUUUUUUCAUUCAUUUUAAAGCAAAAAAGGGAGACUAAACAUCGAAAGUUUAUUUUUACAUUAUGGUUCAAAGGAUUAUCAUGAUUCUGUCAUCUUUCCAUAUCAUUAAGGAUAUUAAUUAGGAACUUCAAGAAUGCUGUAUAGAAUUGAGUAAUACCAGAACAAUACACUUCCCAAAAUUAUAACAAAAAGUCUUCACCAAUUUCAACUAGAAAAUUAUGAACAGUGAAAUUUAUGGUGGUGAAACACUGUUAGGAUUGUUUAGUCCACCAACAGCUGGUCAAUUAUUACCGAAUUUGUUAUUACCACCAGGCGAAUCAUCCAACUCACCAAUUGAUGUUCAUAAAUUGACUAUGUCAAUAAAUUCUAAUUCUACACGAGGAAUUUCUAAUAUGAACAAAGGUAAUAAUAAUAUUUUGCAACCUUUACAACAACAAACGCAAAGACAAAAUCCUUAUGAACAUCAAGAAUAUUUUUCAUUAAGAAAUUCAUUAAUAGGUUCAUCAAUUGCAUCAAGUACGAUUGCAACACCUGGAGCAGUGACACCACCAACAACAGCGAUAAUAAGUGGUAUGACUCCAGUAUCGAAUUCAUUAGAACAUUAUUCACGAUUUCUUAAUUCUCGUGUUAAUAUCAGUGAUGGUGGCAGUAAUUGUCCUUAUAAUAAUGAUACAGAUGAAAAUGGAUUAGAUAUGAAACAGAAUAUUGAAAAGAUUAAAAGUCAUCCAUUAUUUCCCUUACUUGCUUUAAUAUUUGAAAAAUGUGAAUUAGCCACAUGUAUACCAAGAGAUGAGAGUUCCAAUAAUUCAGCUGAUGUUUGUUCAUCUGAUUCAUUUCAAGAAGAUAUAAGUAUGUUCACGAAAGAAAUGGCUUCUUCAAAUCGAUCAAUGUUUACUUCUGAACAGGAGUUAAAUUUAUUAAUUAUUCAAGCGAUUCAUGUGCUUCGGUUUCAUCUACUGGAAAUUGAAAAGGUUCAUGAAUUAUGCGAUAGUUUUUGUUCACGUUACAUUACAUGUUUAAAAGGUAAAAUGCCAUUGGAUUUAGUCUGUGAAGAUAGAGAAUCUGCUGCUGAUUCUACAGGUUCAGCAACAAGUCCAUUUUUAAAUCGUUCAUCUACACCAAAUUUAUUUACUGACCAAAAUGAAUCAUUAAUAAAUAGUCAACAGAACAAUUCUACUUUGUUUAAUAAUAAUAAUAAUAAUAAUAAUAAUAAUAAUAAUGGCUCUAUACAAAAUGGAUCAUUAUUACCUUCAAAUCAUCCUCUUCAGUCAUCAUCAUCUGCGUCGCUUACGCUAAAUUCAAUUCCUUAUCUACAAGAUUCUUGUUUAUUUAAUUCUGAUUCAUCAAAUAUUAUGCAAUCAUAUAAUCGUACUAAUAACAAUAAUAAUAGUGUAUCAACUGUCGAAAAUUUUAAAACUAUUCUCUCAAAUGAAUUUGAGCACAAUCAAAUUAUUAAUUCUAAAAAUAUUAGUAUCAAUGCAGAUUCGUCAAAAUUAAACUUUGGUUUAAAUGGAUCCAUGUCAUCAUCAUCUACAUCAUCAAUGGGUUCAACUUCACCUAAUGCACAAGUGUCAUCUGUGAGUCGUAACCAAACGGGACUAAGUGGAUUAUCUAAUGCCACGUCUACUGCAGUUAUCCCAACUUCCAUUGUUGCUGAAGCAAUUACUAUAACUGGAAUUCCCACUGUAACCGAUUCAAGUGAAAGUAGUUCAAUAGAAUCUUAUUGUGAUUCACAAGUUAAUUCUCAUUCAAAUUUAGCUCAAGCUUAUAUGAACCAGUCUAACUUUUACAAUAUAAAUUCUCACGAUGAAAAUAAUACAUGUUCAACUAUUACUAAUAAUACUAAUACUACUUCUACUACAACCACUUCUAUGAGUAGUAAAAUUCAUACAAAUGAUAUUGACAACGAUAGUGUUGUAAUUAAUGAAGAUUCUGAUAAAUCAAUGAAUUUCCAUUCAAAUCCAUUUGAUUACUCCCCUCAAUCAUUAUAUACAAAUUCUUAUUAUAAUCAAUAUUUCUCACAAUAUAUACGAGAUAACAUUCCUCUGAAUAGUAUGUUACCAAAUAUGAAUGACACUUUAAACUAUACAGAAUCAUUAAAUAAUCACAAUAUUAAUAAUAAUCAUACAAAUCGAAACUAUGACUAUUCGAAUCCUUGUGGAUUUUAUUCAAAUUUUUUCUUAAAUUCAAAUAACAAUAUACAUUCUAAUGAUAUAGUUGGUAGUUGUUCUUCAUCUUCGACAAAAAUGAAUUCAUCUAAUACACUACCUUAUCAUAGUCAAAAUCAAGAUCAUCAUGUUUCUUCUCAUCAUCAACAUCCUCAUCAUCAUCAGCAUCAGCAUCGACAGUAUGACCAAUUGCGUAAUCAUUACCAUUCGUUACUUAAUGAUGCAAUAAGUAAGGAUGACUGUAACGAUUCCAAUUCAGUACAUUCAAGUCAGUCUAUGCCAAAUUGUUUAUCAUCAACAAUCAAUUCUACAAUUCAACCGCUUAAUUUUAUUGAUCCUUAUAUCGAUGUUUCUGAUGAUGUACAGUCACGUUCACAUGAAAAAACUCAUCUACAACAUGAAACUAAUCAAUUAGAGCAUAGUCCAAACUCAAUACCAUAUUUACAACAUGGAUUGCAUUCUCAUUAUCCAAUACUUUCUAAUAGUUCUUCAAUUUUAAUAACAUCAACAUCACCAUCAUCGUCAUCACCAUCAUUAUCUACAUCAUCCUUACAAUAUCAUAAUCUUUAUCAAUCACAACAUUUUCCAUCAAAUCAUGCACAUUCAUCUUUAUUACAUAAUUCACAAUAUACAGGGUAUCGUACUAAUUGUAUACCAUCAAGACCAACAUCAAGAAUUCGACAUACUAAAUCAUCUUCUUUGAAUGGUUCAAUUCGCAGUGAUAGUUCAUUAAAUGAUGAUAUACAAACAGAUAGAAUUGGGCUUAAAUCAAAUGAAUUAGGAAUAGAUGAAACUGGAUCACAGAAAGAUGUUAUGGAAGAAUUAGACUCGGAAACUAGAAAUGAUUUAAAAAGGCAGAAAAAGCGCGGAAUAUUUCCAAAAGUUGCUACAAAUAUCAUGAGAGCAUGGCUUUUUCAACAUUUAACGCAUCCAUAUCCAUCGGAAGAACAAAAGAAACAAUUAGCUCAAGAUACAGGAUUAACUAUUUUACAAGUAAAUAAUUGGUUUAUUAAUGCACGUCGAAGAAUUGUACAACCUAUGAUUGAUCAGUCUAAUAGAGCAGGACCACAUGGUUAUUCAAUCAAUGACAAUAUACCCCCAUGUAUAGACUAUAUGGAAGGUGGUCCACCGUAUUCAGCUUAUACUAGAGCAGCUCAAGCUGCAGCCGCUGCAGUAGCUGGAUUCUCAAAUCAUCCUACAUCAAAUGAUGUUUAUUUAGCCGCUGCUGCUGCAGCCGCUGCAGCUUCUGUCGGCUUUGGCAAUAGUUCCAUGGUAAACAAUUCAUCAAGUCAAGAUAAUUUGAUUCGAUUCCCUACUACUACUAAUAAUAAUAAUCGUAGUGACCAAUGCGUUGGUGAUGUUUCAUCAAAGACUAAUGGAAUAGAUUCACUUGUCAUGCCAACAGAUUAUACGCUACCAGAUCGUGUUAGUAUUGUAAAUAAUCGUUUACCCCAUAGUUCAAUAUAUUCAGAUGACAUAAAUGAAAUUCCUUCGAAUUUAUCUUCUUCAUCACCAAUGUGUAAUAUAUUAACAAAUAAUCCAUUUAAUAGCUCUGGUAUAGAUUAUACAACAGUAAAUAGUCCAUACAAUAAUAGUAAUACUACCCAUCUUCAUCAUCAUCAGCAGCAGAAGCAACAAAAUAAUCCUCGCUAUUCCACUGUGAUGCCGUGUUCUAAUUCUUUCGACACAUCAAAUGGAUAUUCAUUAAAUCAUCAUUCAUAUCAUAAUUAUGGUUCCAAUAGUCUUGAUACAAUGUCUACAGUAUCGACAAAUUAUAAUACUUAUCUAAUGUCAUCGCAUUAUAACACGACACCAACAACAAUAUCAUAUUCACCUAAAAAUUAUCGUAUCAAUGAUACAGACAGUAACAAUUUUAUAAACUCUGAAGAUAUUUUAACUACUACCAAUAGUUCAAUUAUUCAUAAUAAUAGUAUUUCGGAUGAUACAAUCUUAGGCAUAAAUACUGUUACUACACCAUCACCAUCCAUGACAUCAUGUAAAAAUAAUGAUGUAGUUGAAAAUGAAGGACUUAAUAUUUAUUCAACUUCUUUAGGUAUUAUUGGUUCAACAAAAUAAUGAUUCUUCAAAAAUAAAUAAAUAAAUGGUGGAUCAUUUGAAGAAUAUCUCAAGUAUUUGUUUUUCUUUGACAAAACCUCUUUCAUUUCUUCUUGGUGAAUGAAUGUAAAGUUAUUUCCUUUUCUUCACCUUGACUUCAAUCAUUUUAAUCAACCAAAAAAGGGGACAAAAAUAAAAUGAAUGAACAAAAAAUUCUGCGGUUUAUUUCCGGUGUUUGAAUAGAUAGAAUAGAUUUAAGUAACAUUUAAAUAAGCAUAUGUAAAUGACAUGGAUUAGGGAAAAGUGAGAAACUGGGAAAUCAUUCAUUGAUAUUCACUGACAUACAAACACCUGAAUGUACUUGAAGCAAAUUAUAUAAAAAACUUAUAAUUUAUUUGUUUACUGUUGAUUUCUACUUAUAAGAGAUCUGGAAAAGUGUUUUCUUCUUUUUCUGUAUUGUUUUUUGUAUUAAUAUUCAUUCAUUAUAUAGUUUAUUGUUCUUCAUUAAUUCUAAUAUGAUAGGCAUGCUUAUCUCAUUUAUUUGUAUUUACAUUAUUCAUAGUCAAAAUGAUAAAAACGCAAACAACAACAAAAAAACAACAACCCAGGACUAUUCAUCCUUUAUUUUAACUUUCAAUAAUAAAGACAAUUGAAUUCGAAUAUAAACUGACUGAACUGUAAAAGAACUACUAUAUACUUAUUUUUGCAUAAGUUAAAAGUCUUUUAAAAGAUAGACAAAGACGCUUACAUACAUUCAGACACAUACAAUACAGGGUAUCAUUUGUUCUGAAUUAUUUUACCUUCAAAAUCAGCUUAUAUACAUAUAUAUUGUUUUUGAGAAGAAGAGGGAGAUUUCUUCAAUUCUUGCCUUCUUCAAUGUUUUUUUUUCUAUUUCUCAAAUUUCAUUUUUUCUGAAAUAGGUUUCUUUCUUAAUCUAUCUGAUAUUGUUAAACAGUAAAAAAAUUAUAAUAAAAAGCAGUAAUGAUGUUCAUAACAAUAAUAUUAUGAUAAAUUUUGACAAGGGUAAAACACAUUAAUCAAUAAAAAUUAAUUGAAUUAUAGUAGAGUUUUCAAUUUUCUAAUCUUUAAGUUUUAUUAUUCUAUUAUGCUAAGAAUUAAUGGUACAGAAUAGUGGGAUGUUUGUUCAAUGAAUGUACCAGUUAAUCAUUUAAACAAGUGAAAUAAAGCGUUAUUGUAUAUCUUCUUAAGUUGAUAUGAAUCAUUUGUCUUGGUUGAUCAAUCGUUGAAAGCUAAAAAUCACUGGGUAAUUUUUCCGUCCUAUUAUGCAAACUAUUAAACGUCAGUCCCCUGGUGUCGGGUGCCAUAUUAGGUCAAGAUAGGUAUCCAGUGCUAUGAGGCCAGUUUUUUUUUAACUAAAAUCAAUCUAUGGUACUUACGUCUGUUACGCCUUCUGGAGGAGCAUAGGCCGCUCACUAUCACUUUUCAUCCAACCCUGUCC